UUUGUCACGUGACCUAUGGCAGCUUCCCUCGCGACGAAUGAAUACAAACACAUUCUCAUACACAGUCAGUAAUUAGACUUCACAGUCGAAAACGUAGCGGCAAAAUGAGCUCUAGUGGCGAAGAAGAAGAAAACAACAAAAAUGACCCAGAGGCUCGCAUUGCAGCCCGUAGAUUACGGAUUCAAAGACGAAUCGAGGCAGCCAAACGGGCGGCGAUGGGUGAAGACCCGAAUGAAAAUAAGGAAGUGAUGGAAGAACUGAGCAAGAGCAGGAAGCAGAUUGAAGAUAGUCGGCUACGUUUGACCAAGCUGGACAAGGAUGGAUAUGAACUGGUCACUAAUAUCCGAGUUGCAGGAGAUGCUCGGGAGGCAAUGCGGAGGACAGAUGAAGAAGAAGCCAAACGACUAAGAAAAGAGAGGUUGGAACAAGAGGCCAAGUCAGGAUCAGAGAGGUUUGAGGAGAUUACUAAGAAAUGGGAGUCUGCCCUGCAGAAAGAAGUACCACAGUCACUGCAUGAGAUGUUGAAACUGCAGAAGACAGCAUGUGACUCCAUGAUUGAUGAGAAAAAUAAACUUAUCAAUGACUUUCAACAGGAACUGAAGUACAAGGAUGAACAGUAUGUGAAGGACCUGAAGAAGAUGGCGGAGGACAUUGACCUGAUGAAGGAGAGGAUGGAGGAGCAGACUCGCAACCUGAAGAAGGCGUACCGAGAAGAACUUGAGGAGAUCGAGCGGGCUUUUGUGGCUGAACGGAACGAGCUCCUGGGGGAUGAGCAGGGGCAGUGGGGGGAGCAGAUGAAUAAACGCAGCGACAAGGAAGAGGAGUACAUGAAGGCCAGGGAGAACUCUGUGGAAGACUAUGAGCAGCAGCUGCAGCAUCUACGUGUACAUGAUGCAGAAGAGUACAACAUUGUCAAGAUCAGGCUGGAGACAGAUGUACAGAUCCUUGAGCAGCAGCUGCAGCAGAUGCGGGCCACGUACCAGCUGAACCAAGAGAAGCUGGAGUACAACUUCCAGGUGUUGAAGAAACGUGACGACGAGAACACCAUCACCAAGUCCCAGCAGAAGAGAAAGAUCACACGGUUACAAGAUGUCCUGAAUGGAGCCAGAAUAAAACUGGCGAAACAGGAGAAGCAGUACAGGGAUGAGAAUCAGCAGCUGAGUGAGGAUUACAAGAGAAUCACAGAACAGUUCCGAGACCUGCAGAGGAAGUCAAAACACUUCAUGGCCACAGAUGAGAAGAAGCUGGCUGACGUGUGGUGCAUGAACGAAGAGGAGUGUAAGACUUUGGUGGAGGCUAUUAUGGAGGGGGACCGAAUCAUCCACGAGCAGCAGCUGGGUCUAGACUGGAGAUCCCCUGAUCUGUCAUUCAUGGACAAUGUUGGUCCACUGCGUGGCAAUGCAGGCCCUGAUGGUAUGACCGCCACACAAGUGCUCCAUGAAGUUCUCUCCCAGACUGGAAGCCAACAGGACAUGGAGGAACGGGAGGAUGAGGAAGAACUAGAAGAUGCAGAUGAUGAACCUCAUCAACUUAACAAGAAAAACAGUAUUUUCUCUAAAAUCUCUGCACACACAAUCAAGUCUAUCCUGGAACUCCUGUGUGAUGAAUCCGGCUUCCUGGUGGAGCAGAAACUCAACAAGCUCUUGAUGCCCCUGGAGAAGGAUGAACAGUCGCUGAUGAAGCUAGAUGCCAUCUUCUCAGCGCUGGGGAUCGAGACGGAGGAGGACAUACACAAGCUGGCCACCUACUUCAUGCAUUUACGGGAGAAGACACUGGUGGAGGACGAGAAGAAAGAUGACAUUCCUGAGAAAUCUGAUGACCAGUCUACCAGAGCAGAUGUGGAUGAGUUGGAUGAGGAAAUACAGCAGCUGACAGGGAGGAGGAGUCAGGACGAGGAGACGGAGGAGCCCCGAGGAGAGGAGGAGGAGGAGAAAGUUCAGCUGGUACAUCCGAAUGAGGUCCUCAAAGCUCUCCGGGCAUUUGUGGAAGACCACAGGCAGCCUGUCAAGGAGAAAGGAGGCAAGUCACAGUUUAAGAUUGCGACUCUGGAAGAACGAGAUGACUCGGAGGAUUCGGACUACUGGGCCAAAUAUGCAGGCAUCCUCUCAGACAAGAAGGAGAGAAUGUGGGAUGCAUUGAUUGAUGGGAUGGAAAAGUACAGUGAGGUGUUGAGCAGUCGGUCCAGCCUGAUCACGGAGACAGAUGCACUUCGACAACAGAAUGCAGAACUGCGCAUGUUGCUGCACCAGUAUGUAAACUCCAAGGUGAAUUCAGAGCUUGAGAUUCCACCUACUCGAGUUCUUCAGCUGGAGAUGAAUCCACAGUGAACACAGUCUCAAAGACUAAACUUGUAUAUAAAAGAUUGUACAUUUAUAAGGCGAUUUUUGUCCUAGAAGAAAUCAUUAUUUAUGCAGUAUAACAAAGUAUGGUAUUGUAAAUAAACACAAAUGAAAACA
Molecule: messenger RNA, 2456 nt
Organism: Haliotis rufescens (red abalone)
Lineage: Eukaryota; Metazoa; Mollusca; Gastropoda; Lepetellida; Haliotidae
Product: dynein regulatory complex protein 1-like
Exons: 20
Coding region: 105-2327 (740 amino acids)
Biological process (GO): regulation of cilium movement; cilium-dependent cell motility; axonemal dynein complex assembly
Cellular component (GO): axonemal dynein complex; axoneme
Source: RefSeq, a predicted model, not a curated record